AAGAUCCCCUUCGAAUUUUACUCGAUUGCAGUGGGUACACUAUUAUAAAAAAUAGAAGAAUACAUCAACUUGUUUCUUUCGCAUUCUUAUCCUGCCAACUGGUAAUGAUUUUGGCUGGUAUAUUUUAUGGAUUUUUGUCCAAAGAGAAGCUCAAACCGUUUAUUUUGGGCAUCAUAUUCCACUUUCCGUCUGAUGCGGCCUUCUUCACAAGUGUCGUUUAUGGUCAUGACGUAAACGAAUACAAACAUAUGGUCUUCGAAAACUGUUCUUGUAUAGACUCAGGUGGCCAUGUUAUUGAGAAAAAGAUCAAAAAUGAAAUUGGAUGGGUGAUGAGAUUAUGUUUUAUUCCCCUGUUCCUCUCAAUAUUGAUGACAAUUUCAUUUCUGCCCUUCGUUGGGGACGAAGAAAUAUUUCUGUUUCAGAUCACCAUAAUGAAGGAAUGGUUUGGAAAUUGGCUGGUGGGACUUCGUUUUUUCGUUUACCUCAUCUUUGCCCUCUUACUGGGAAUAAGUGGUUGGAUAGUUGGAAGUACCACAAUCGUUACAGGAUAUAUCAUUUUCCACUUGAAGUUUCAAUUCAUUCUUUUGGACAGACACUUUGAGAAGCUGAAAAGUUUGGUUAGAGAAAAAAAUGAGGAUAUUCGCCAGCAGGAAGUUCGAAACGGUUUGAAGAAUUUCGUAGAGAAUCACUUGAGAAUAAAAAAUUUGUAUAAGCUACUUUUCCGGAGACAGGAUUUUUACAUGAUAAUUCUCACUCCUCCACUGAUAUUGGCAGUGGUCGCAUUUGUGUACUUCAUUAAAACAGAAAUAAGUCCACCAAGUAAUUUUAGAAUGCUGAUUGGCCUUGUAACCGGAGCCGUAACUUUCUGCUCUCAUUGUAUCAACGGACAACUACUGAGCGAUGAGUCCAGCAAACUUCACGAAAAGCUCUACUCUUGCGACUGGAUAGACUGGAAUGAGUCGAAUAAGAAAUCGAUGAUGAUAAUUCUUCCUGCAAUCAAAGAACCGAUGAAAGCAUCCUGUUUGGGACUAGUUGAUUUGGGUCAUCCAUAUAUUUUAUUCGUCAGCAGAGCGAUUUAUAGUCUACUUGCUGUUGCUGUUACUUUAUUAUGAAAAAAAAAACGAAUCGAGAAAAAAAAUGCCGAUCAAUAUGAAAGUAUUGAAAGCAUUGCAUCAUGGAAUUCCAUUUGUAUUGGAAAAAAAAUGUUUAAUUUACUGAAAUCACUGAAAAACUGAAAAUGUCUGUACAACGAUACUGAAAAUUGCAGUUUAUUGUAAUGCAACAUGAAUGAAUACUACAUAGCUAUAGAAAACGGCUAUUGGAAAUUCAUUUCACAAGGACAAGUCCUCUCGAAAUAGUUUUAAAAUAGCACUUGGUAUUAUA
Leptinotarsa decemlineata (Colorado potato beetle) is the source of this 1383-nucleotide messenger RNA. RefSeq lists its product as uncharacterized. Gene Ontology annotation, molecular function: odorant binding; olfactory receptor activity. NCBI's taxonomy places the organism in Eukaryota, Metazoa, Arthropoda, Insecta, Coleoptera, Chrysomelidae. The record is from RefSeq and is a predicted model, not a curated record. Gene Ontology annotation, cellular component: plasma membrane. Gene Ontology annotation, biological process: sensory perception of smell; detection of chemical stimulus involved in sensory perception of smell.